Cladocopium goreaui is the source of this 1596-nucleotide messenger RNA. Lineage: Eukaryota; Dinophyceae; Suessiales; Symbiodiniaceae. The record is from the annotation of a GenBank genome assembly.
AUGAGAAACUGCUGGCUGCGAAGUUUCGGCCAGCUGACAGGAGUCCCAGCGGCAGUCCAAGUUACAGUCGCAGUCCAAAGAGAGGUCGAGGCCGAAGCAGCCCUGCUCGAAAGCGGCGGCGAAGUCGAAGUCCGAAAGCUAGGACUCCUCCAAGCCGGAGCAGGAGUGCCAGCCACUGGCGCCCGGAAGAAUUUAGCUCGCCAGAGCCAAUUCGAAGUCGUCGGAGCCAGCCCGUCAGAGGAGGAAGCAAAGACAGAAACAAAGGUGAGCGCAGCCGUAGAGAUAGUCGCAGUCGCCGUAGCCGCAGGCGUAGACGGUAAGGGAAAGAAACCACACCUUCAGUUGAAUGAAUUGGACGCGAAACUUCUGGAUGACCUGCGACCAGCAAAAGAUUCUGCGGAUUUCUUCUUAUGCCAACUGGAAGCAUCUGCAGCGAGGAUCCAAAAAGCUGAUGCCUUUUCUGCAUGGGAGCUGGGUGUGGACUUGUACUGCCGGUACAAGCCUUUGCAUCCUGAGCUGUUCGAAAACCAGCGCGAAAACUUGAAGAGGUGGCUGUCGCCUACCUUUUUGACAGCUGCUACUGCUGAACAUCCAGAUUUUAAGGAUGUGUUGCGAGAAGAAGCGCCCGGUGUUUACUCUUUUGAAAUGUUCAACUUAGAGUUCUGCAAUUUGCUACUUGAAGAGAUAGAUCAUGCGCAGCAAACAGCCCGUGAGGCUUUGGAUCGUCCAAAUGGGAUGAACAGGUAUGGAGUUGUGCUAAAUCAGAUGGGAUUGGAGCCAUUGAUCACGAUUCUUCAGCAGGAAUACUUGAUGCCGCUGAUGACCUCCCUCUUCCCAACAGAGUCCAAGGGAUGUGAAGAUCAUCAUUGCUUUAUUGUGAGGUACAGAGCUGACGAGGAUGUUGGCCUCGACAUGCAUGAGGAUGACUCUGACAUCACUCUAAACGCUUGCCUGGGGAAAGAGUUUACCGGAGCAACGCUCUCAUUUUGCGGCUUGGUGACGGAUGAGAAGCACAGAAAGCUUCAGCACACCUACACUCAUGAGAAGGGGCGUGCUGUGAUUCAUCUCGGCAGACAUCGCCAUGGUGCCGACAAUAUUGAGUCUGGCGAGCGUGUGAACUUUAUACUGUGGUCGGUCAGCGAGACCUACCGCAACUCACAGGCACUGUCACGAGGUGUCAUCAUGGAGGUGGUGGAGCGGAGAUUGGACAUGUACCAACGACCUGUGCUGGACAUGGCACGCCCUAUCGAGGAGAUCAAUUCGGUUCCCAGCGUGUGCCUUUUCCUUGAGGGCUUGCCACCGUACAGGCAGCACCAGCUGUUUCAGAACCUCCUGGAAGUCGCCAACGAGGUACAUGCAUCGCUUGGACGUGUUGAUGGACAGGUUCCAGCAAUCAUUUUCUUUGUAGCUUUACAGCCCUCUGGAGCUGUACCACAGGUGCGGGAGAUGAGUGCCGUGACGGCCAGCCCCUCUUUGGUCAUACUUGAUGUGGACGGUGAGAAGCGUUACCGUCUUGAAUCUGACAAGGAUCUCGAUGCUGCGGAAAUACGCGGUUUCGUGGCAGCCUUCAGAGAAGGGAAGCUGCAGGUGCGCUGA